AUGCGAAAAUCUGGUCCUCCUGGAGGGGGAAAGUCGCGCAUGCGCAGAGAUCGAAGUUUCCUGGUGGCCAAUGCUCUGGGCAACUCCUGUCACAUCAUCUACUGCUCGGACGGGUUCUGUCGCCUCUCAGGGUUCUCCAGGGCUGAGGUGAUGCAGCGACCCGCCUCCUGCGACUUCCUCCAUGGCCCUCUCACCAGCCAACAUGCCGUCACCGUCGUCAAGGAGGCCCUCGCCGCCGGACAGGAGAAACACUUCGAAAUCCUUUACUACCGCAAAGAUGGUACCAAGUUCCUAUGUAGCGAGGUGAUAGCGCCUGUCAAGAGCGAAGUGGAUGAUAUUUGUCUUUACAUCAUCAACUUCGAGGACCUGACCAAUCCACAACCAUUCGUGGAGGAACCUGCUUCCAACCACCGCCUUAGUAAAUUUGACAGAGCACGUCAGUCGUUCCGGCAAUCCCUCAGGAUGCCUCGUAUCCCGGGGAGAGGUCCUAGGGGACUCAGGUUCUCCCAGUCCCACACCCUGACGUCCCCGACAGCCGAGGAAGGGGAUGAAGAGGACCCACUCAGGGUCCGCGCGUCCGAGCAACGAAGACUAAGUGCCGAACCAACCACAACCACGGUGAUAGAGAACGAGAGACUGAGAGCCACAGAAUCUGUCGGGGGCGCCACCUCGCCGCGGGGCAACCAUGUGGGGCUACCCACGGCGCCACCGCCUGCACCCAUCGCCUCCCCAGAACAGGUUUCACAAAAGAGCGGCCACCUGCCGUGGGACGAAGAUGGAGGAAAGUCGUCAGUGCCUCAUGCCAGCUCGCUGGACGCGUUAUCUCGAAAACAACGAACACCUGAGACCGCGCCUACGCCCAAGGCACCCAAUAGAAGCGCAACGUGUAGUGUUCCGACCAGAAACCACGUAGCCAAACGUUUCCCCAACACUUCGUCGGAGUCGGACCUUCAACAUUACCGGGCCUCAACAUUGUGGGACCACGCCCCUUCAUUGUCCAAUGUCGCUGCCGAGACACUUCGGCACAAGUAUUCCAUUCAAGACAACGGUUCUGCCAAAUAUUUCCAAGGAGCCAUGCACACGCCGAAUAUGGGGGAAAAAGUAGCCCAGCUAACUUGUAGAAGGACGAUUGAGGUAUUAUCGCUGGGUGCCGACGUACUGCCGGAGUACAAGCUGCAGUCCCCCAGAAUACACAAGUGGACAGUUCUUCACUACAGCCCCUUCAAGGCAGUGUGGGACUGGAUCAUCCUCUUGUUGGUCAUGUACACAGCCAUCUUCACACCUUACGUGGCCGCCUUCUUGCUCAACGAGCCUGACUUCAGCACUAGAAAGAACAAGAAAUACGGCGAUGAUCCUAUUGUCAUUAUAGACCUAAUAGUCGAUGUGACAUUCAUCGUAGACAUUCUCAUCAACUUCAGAACCACGUAUGUAAACAACAAUGACGAGGUCGUGUCACAUCCUGGGAAGAUUGCAGUCCACUACUUGAGAGGCUGGUUCCUCAUAGAUCUCGUGGCAGCCAUUCCCUUCGACCUCCUGCUCUUCGGCUCUGACACUGACGAGCAGUUGGGCUUGGAUGCAGACGAGACAACAACAUUGAUCGGUCUGCUGAAAACUGCUCGCCUGCUAAGGCUUGUGAGAGUUGCUCGCAAGAUUGAUCGCUACUCUGAGUAUGGUGCCGCAGUGCUGCUACUACUCAUGGCUACAUUUGCUCUCAUUGCUCAUUGGCUAGCUUGUAUAUGGUAUGCUAUAGGCAAUGCAGAGAGGCCUCAUCUACAGAGCAAGGUCGGCUGGCUCGACAUUCUUGCUAAUGACACUCACCAGUUCUACCUACAUAAUAACACUGGCGGACCAUCAAUAAAGUCAAGAUACAUCACAGCCCUCUACUUCACGUUCUCGUCGCUGACUUCAGUAGGUUUUGGGAAUGUUGCCCCGAACACAGAUGCAGAGAAAGUUUUUACAAUUUGCGUCAUGUUGGUAGGAUCACUGAUGUAUGCUAGCAUAUUUGGGAAUGUUUCGGCAAUCAUUCAGAGGCUAUAUUCUGGAACUGCGAGGUAUCACACUCAAAUGCUGAGAGUCAGAGAGUUCAUCAGGUUCCAUCAGAUUCCAAAUCCUCUGCGACAAAGGCUGGAAGAAUACUUUCAGCAUGCCUGGACGUACACAAAUGGAAUUGACAUGAACAGUGUACUGAAAGGAUUUCCGGAGUGCCUUCAGGCUGAUAUUUGCCUCCAUCUCAAUCGUAAUUUGCUCACCAAUUGUUCUGCUUUUGACGGUGCUUCUCCUGGGUGCCUGAGAGCGUUAUCUCUAAAGUUUAAGACAACUCACGCCCCUCCUGGCGAUACUUUGGUCCACAAAGGGGAUGUCCUUACUUGUCUCUACUUCAUCUCCAGAGGCUCCAUUGAGAUCCUUAAGGAUGACGUGGUUAUGGCAAUACUAAGUAAGGACGACAUUUUUGGUGAGAACCCUUGUGCCCACCCCACUAUAGGCAAGUCCAGCUGUAAUGUCCGAGCCCUGACCUACUGCGACCUCCACAAGAUACACAGAGAUGACCUCCUGGAUGUCCUAGAUCUCUAUCCGGAGUUCUAUCAAAGCUUCUCAAACAAUCUAGAGAUAACGUUCUACAUGAGAGAUGAGGAGCAGGCAGGUGUUGACCCGAGGGCCGGACGUAUUAGCAGACGACAUGUUCAUUCCCGCUCCAACUCGCAGGAUCCUGGGGGAGGGGGUGGAGAGACAGCAGUGUUAGGGGGACUGGAUAUAGACGUGCGAAGGUUCACAUUCCGGCCACCAGGGGCAUCCAAACUGAACCAGUCCAGCUUUGAAAGCACUCACUCAUUCCGAGCAGGUUCCAGUGAUGAGGGCUCUGAACACCAUGAAAAAUGCAGUGGUCAUGGAAUUUUGGAAUUUUCUACUGACAAAGCAGGCCAAGAUGUUACCCCCAUGAACCUCCAGUUUGGUGAAAAUAACCAAAGAUCUACGACUUUAAACUCCAUCACUGGACGGUCCGAGAGCCGGAUAAAACGGUCCUCAAGUUCCAGCAACAUGAAAACCUCUAGACUGGACUUGCGGACCAUUCCUACCCCCACCACUAGAGAAACCCAGCCCCUGUUGGAGCAUCAAGACCCAAUGUCAGAGUCUGGGCUGCCGAGUCCGUUGCAUCAGGCAAUAACGGCUCCGGACUCGUCUACUGCAGGUGAGACAAACUUUAUCCCUACCAGAGUUACUGACCACUUCACCUCUCACCGCUUCAAACACCCCCCAAAACCCCCUAGGUUCUGGCCCCUUGCCACUUCGUCUGUGGUACCGUCGUUACCCGUGGAGGAGAGAGAGGCAGGAUCCCAUUGUUGCACUAACUGUGGGAGGAGCUAUGAUAGUGAUAUCAACUCUAGGAUAGAUCGCCUUUCCAGACAUUUAACAUCAUUGGAGCAAUCGGUGGCAACAGAUGUAAGACUGAUUUUGGCGUUGUUACGGCAGCAAGGAAUGAAGACUUCUGGUUCCUUACCAGAAAACCGAGAGGCAUUGUGGUCGGAAUCAAGUUCCAGACCAAGGCCAACCACAGUCCAAAGAAGCUCAAGCGUUCCACAAAAUGGCCGUAGUAUACAUUCCUCAACCCCUCUGUGCAGGGGUUCCACUCAAGAAGAACCGCAGCCGGAGGGGGCAGUGGGGGACACAAGAUGGCCACCUUGUUCCUCCCCCCACCAACAGGCUAGUGUCAUUCCACGAAGAAGUCAGUCUCAACCUGUAGACGUCUCACAGGCAUUCCCACAACAACAGCAAGAUGAGGCUGUAUGGGCUAGUUCUCAGCUGAUUACGUCCAAUGUUCCUGAAAGAAGCUCAGAGUCAGAUCCGUGGAGGUCUGACAUCAGUAGUCGCAGACGACAGUUCCUCUCCAGCAGGAGCUCCGCCAGUGACGAGGCCGUCAUGUUAGAGUUCCCCUCGGCAGUGACGGCCCCCUUGGCGAGGCUAGACUCCCUCCAGGAGCUGGAUGGCCGUAGCACAAGAGUGAGUUCUUCAUCUUCUGGCAACCUACAGGAUUCAAAAUCAUCUCAAGUUUAGUGCGAGGAGUCCCCAGCUUGAUUAGUACAGGACAUUUUCACAUAUGCUCGGUUCAUGGGAAAUAUGAGAACCAAACAGGAAUAUGUGCUUAUUCUUGUCUCAGUUGGCUUUGUUAGUCAUUAUUUACUUCCUUUUUCUGUUCAGAUUCUUCUUUUUUACUAGUCAUGAUCCUAAUGGUUUGAAAAUAUUUUAUACCGGGUUUUUUUACUUAUGACCAACGAUUGUGCCUUCACAUGGGUUGCUACCAUGCUAAAAGUUCUAUAUUGUAUAAGCUGGCGCUAUUAUCCGUUUGGUGGCAAUUGGCAAUGUUGAACACUUAUGCUAGAGUUACACGUGAAAAUGGUGAUGUGUAAUAUUUUGCAGUUUUAGUCCAUAUGUUUACUUUUGUUACUGUAGGUACGGGAAGUUAUAGUCAAGUUGUAACGUAAAAGAUUAGAAAAGCACACUGUUUUGUGUUGUUUAGUUGGAAUACUGGAGAGUGUGACAAAAAAUUAGUGCUGCAAAAAAUUUUUUUAAUUGCCCACUAGCAAUAAUUGAUAAUUUUUUAGCUAUACAAAAGCAGAGUAUUGUUAUAAAAUUAUAAUUAUUUAGCCUAUUUGUUAAAAAAAAACUAAAUGAAAUCUUAUGCUUUUAAACUUUGUAUUAUAUCAUCCCUAAUUAUCAACUUAAUCAUACAUUGAAAUCAAAAAGAUUUAAUCAAUUUAUUUUUCCAAGUUUGUAAAACAACUACCUAUUCAAAAAAUAUAAAAUUAUAAAAAUAUUUCACAUCACUAUUUUACUUUAAAGGCAUAUAUUUCUCAUGAACAGUUGUAUAUUUUUUGUACAAUCCACAAUACCUAACGAUAAUAAAGUAUAUAAAAAUACUUUUAGACAGCUUUUCAUAAACUUGUAUAUAAGAAAAAUAUUGUGACCCUUGCUACAACGAUAUGAGAACGCUUUCAUUUUCACUAUUGCAUCAUCGUGACUGUUCUUUUGCUAUCCUAUAACUGCAUUUCCAGGAAAGGUGAGCUGACUGUAGCAGUCAGAUGUAUCUGAAAGGGUGUUUUAGCCAACCUCACUCGUUUAUAGUUUAUGAAAUUUAGUAUGGAUUUUAUCACAAACUCAUCACUUCAUGAUUGUUUGAUUCCUUUGGUCCUUUGGUGAAUGGUUUAUUUAUACCAAAGACAUAAAAGAGGAGUUUGGGCUCAUAUCUCUUGCAUUUACGCCAGCUAACCAUAUUCAAAAGAUCUAGUUUCUGCUCGUGUUUAUCUUUAAGGAGUCUACUACUGGCAAGUAAAAUCUCCAAAACAUUGAAUACUCCGGUAUUAUUCUAAAACAGUAUUUUAAUUUUAUUAUCAUAGAUCAUAUGUGUCUCACAGUCUAUUUGGAUCAGUCGCCACUGUUUGUAUUGUAAACCAAAUUAUUGAUCGCAAUUUUAAACAUUUAUUUAACUUUAAGUAACCUGUGCUAGUCAAAUCAUUUAAGAGAACACAUUCAAUUGUGUAUACUACACACCAAAUUGUUAAGCAUUGGAAGCAAUUUAUAGAUAGCUUUAAAAAAAAUAGGGGACAAGAAGUAUCUGAGUUUUUGCUCGGUUGUUUUAACUAUAUGUUCUUGUGUUCUUGGCACUAAGGUGGGCGAUUUCAAUACUUAAAAUAUUAUAUCUCCACGGUAAUAAUUUCUCUUCUACUUGAUCUGUGAAAAAUACUAUACUCACACACACACACACACACGAGUUAAUUAAUAUGAGAAGAAACUUAGCUAACCAUAUUCAAAAGAUCUACUCGUGUUUAUAUUUAAGGAGUCUACUGGCAAGUAAAAUUUCCAAAACAUUGAAUACUCCGGUAUUAUUCUAAAACAGUAUUUUAAUUUUAUUAUCAUAGAUCAUAUGAUACUUGUAGGUUUUGUGUUUGGUAUGAUAGUUUCUUACAGUCUAUUUGGAUCAGUCGCCACUGUUUGUAUUGUAAACCAAAUUAUUGAUCGCAAUUUUAAACAUUUAUUUAACUUUAAGUAACCUGUGCUAGUCAAAUCAUUUAAGAGAACACAUUCAAUUGUGUAUACUACACACCAAAUUGUUAAGCAUUGGAAGCAAUUUAUAGAUAGCUUUCAAAAAAAUAGGGGACAAGAAGUAUCUGAGUUUUUGCUCGGUUGUUUUAACUAUAUGUUCUUGUGUUCUUGGCACUAAGGUGGGCGAUUUCAAUACUUAAAAUAUUAUAUCUCCACGGUAAUAAUUUCUCUUCUACUUGAUCUGUGAAAAAUACUAUACCCACACACACACACACACACGAGUUAAUUAAUAUGAGAAGAAACUUACUGUACAGGUACCAUGAAAAAUAUUUAAUUUAGAAACAACGGGUUUCUUUUUCUUGAUAUUUUUGUUGUAACAUGAAUUGACUUUUAAAGUAAAUCUUAUUUCAAAACUUUUAAACAAGGUAUUAGACAAUCACGUUAAUAUAAAUGAAUACAUAUUAUUUUAUUUAAAGUGUUAACAACAUAUUAUUACAAUGAGGGUAAUACAGUAGUAUCAAUUAAACUGAAUUUAUAUUGGUUUAAAUUGAAGAACUCUGAAAUCUGUUUUCAAAGUUAUGAUGGUGCUAUUUAAACAGUUAUUACCGUUUUUUUGUGAUCAACUCAAGACUUAUACUAUUAUUAUAUUAUUAACUGCAUCUGACAAAAUUACAUGUUUUCUUUAAGUAACCUAAAAUUAAUAAAAUUCUCUUCCAAACCUAGGCCCAGACCUGUUCAUAAUCAUUUGUUUUUUUCUCUAUAGGUUCAACAAAAUCCUUAAUAAGUAUAAAUGGCCUUUAUUAAUUGAAUGACUAGAUUUAAUUAUAAAAUUAAUUGUAGAUAGAAAAUCAAAAAAUAUUUUUGAAAUUUAAAUUCACUUAGUGUUUGGUGGCAAGAACAUUGAUGAAUCAAUAAGAGUGUUUUGGUUGAAAAGUGUAUAAUGGAAGUUUUGUAAAACAAUGCACUUCAUUUUAGAUGAGCCCUCUUCUUCCUUACAUAUUGAAACAACUUCAUAACUCUAGAACUGUAUAAACAAAUUUGGCAUAGUAUGUUGAUCUGGGCCUGUGAUAAUAGUUUCUGAAUUUAAAUGUAUUGAAGGAACGUUAACUAUUAUUAUGGACAAGGAUUUAGAAACAAAAGCUUAACAAUCUGUUAGAGAAAAUAUAUUACCGUAUGCAAAUAGGAGGAAAAUAGUGAUUUUACAAUAACUAUAAAAGUGUAUGUUAUAAUUUGUGUUAUAUAACAUGUUAUGUUACAUCUAGUUUAGCUUAGUAAUUCAUUAAUUCAUUGUUUAAGACAAUGUAGACAAAUACCAUUACAUCUUGUGUUUAAAUGUGGCAAAUAAUAUUUUAUAAUUCUACUAAAUAUAAGAGCUGAGGUUGUGUUUGGUAUGAUAGUUUCAAAGACUAGACAAGGCCAUGUUUUAGAUAGGGUGCACUUCUUUGCACAAAAUAUUUACAUAUCAUUUUCAUUUUGAUGGUCCCAUAGUUGUAAUUGGUUGUUAUUUUGAUUGUUAGUUUGGUUCUUUAUAAUUCCAUGUAAUAUAUAACUUUACUUCUUAGGUAUUAAAUACUGUCCAAAUGCUUUUGUUUAGUGUUAGAGAAUUAUGGGUGAGGAUCUACUAGUCUACGAGGACGUUAAAACGUUUUUACCGAUUUUUAUUGUAAUUAAAAGUUAUUUUAUGUAAAUAAAUGUAACAACCACCUUUUAACAUUUAAAAGUGGUUUAAAGAUGUGAUAUUAAGUAUAUCUCGAGUUAUUGAUUAUGUUACUCUUUACUUUACAAUGAUUUCACAAGUUGUAACACUCACAGGAUACAAUGUUAUAGUCACAUGUCAUGUUUAAAAAAUUUUUUAUCAAUCAUUUUCAGGUAAACACAAAUUUCUUCAUCUAUUCUUAUGUAAGGACGAGUGCGAUAUUUUUCAGCAAUUCCACGCUAGAGGCAAAUACAGCUACAACAAAAAUUGCUUCAUAGAUUUAGACACUAGCAUAGGUUUUAUAAAGUUACAAUUAGGAUGUAAAGUAAUAAUCGCAACAUCAUGAGUUUAGCAUUCGUUCGUCAAGCCUUAUUUUAAUUUUUAUACAGAGUUUGCAGAUGUAAAGCGUUUUUUAUGGAAUGUAUAGUGUCUGAAUUUUCCACACACUGACAAAGUAACUGACUUUUAAAUCCGUGCAGAACAAUUCGCUAACAUUUCUGUCACAUUACAGUGUUGGUGCUUUACCUUUUUAUAAAAUAUGGUGUCUUAUCAAGUAAAAAGACUUAGAGUAAUCAAUUGUUUCAUGUAGUUUGUAUUUAUCUUGUUUUACUUCUUCACAUACACCUUUAUCCUCUCACUCAAAGUUUGAUCCCAAAUCGGGGUUUUCCAAUUUAUUGCUGUCAGAUGAGUAGCAAAAGUUUUUUUUUACACUGUUAAUAUCGACUGCCUCUUGCCAAAAGUAUUUUAUUUUCAAUUUACAUAGUAAGUUAUUGCUUGCAAACAUUUGUCUGGACCAUUUAAGCGGUUGGUAAUUAUGUUAUUGUGUACAAUAUACAGCUGUUAUUAUAAUCUCCGUAAAACUUAACCAACAAAACGUGUAUUCAAGAAUGGACCUAAAACUUAAAUUAUUAUUUGAAUUUAGGCCUAAUAUUUUUAUCAGACAUGAGAUUUAUGAAUUGUUGUAGUUCCAUUUUUUCUUUCUGUUAAAUUUAUUGACACUAAAAAUAGCAAAGUUAUUCACUACCUAGGUUUUUAACAAUUACCUAGAUCAUCCCAAGCUUGAGGCAUGUCUUUGUAAUGUGCCUUCAGUGUAAAAACAUUUUCUGAAAUAUGUAUAAAUAAUCCAGAUGUAACUUUUUGUUGCUAGAAGUUAUAUCAAGUUUUGAUAUAUAUUUCUGCAUUUGGCUGGCUAAUUUGACAGUAAUAACAUGGAUGAUUUGUAAGUUUUACAUAUUUAAUAUUUGUAAGGAUUUAUCUCACAUUCUAAUGUUGUGUUACAGAAUACUCUCAGCUUGUUGAAAGUGCUUACCAAUUUUUUUUUACGUCAGGUUGAAAAGACACUUUUUGCCCGUGUGAUGAACUAUUUUUUAAGUCAUAUUACAUCAUUAAUUAACAAACUAAGCUAGGAAACAAUAGUAUAUUUCAUAACAAGAGUAGAAAGUGAGUCAUUAUUUGAGACCAUGUUUGAUGUUCCAGGAGCAUUGGGAAUAUUGGGAAAACCACCAAAUUGUCAUAUAAUUCAUCAACUUUCAUCAGAGAGUUGAUAAAAAACAUUUAAUGAAAUUAGUUGUGUUGAAAUACCCACCACAGUGGGCUUGUGCUUGACUCAGCGUAACAAUAAUGUACAUUUCUUGAUAUGGCACCAUUAAGUUUGAGGUACCUAGCCUAGUAACAUAUUUCUCUGAAAUUCUGAAGUGUCUUUUAAUCUAUAAAAUUAGAUGCUCUUCUUUUAAAAAUUAGAAUGUGAAAUAAAUUCUCAUUAUAAUAAUUGUUAUUGUUUUGCUAUCAACCUGUAUGUUAAUUUGUUUAGACUUACUGUAGACUACUAUAAUGAACCAGUUUUAUAUACAUACUAUGUAAUUACAGGUUUUACAAAGCCUUGUACAUAUUAUGUUUGUAUAAAGAUUUAGUUACAGUUUAUUUUAAUGAGAAACAAAAUCUUAUGUAAAUUUGAACAAUUUGCUAUUGUAUUGAUAAACAUUGUUACCGCUUGUAUAU
Macrosteles quadrilineatus (aster leafhopper) is the source of this 9730-nucleotide messenger RNA. RefSeq names its product potassium voltage-gated channel subfamily H member 2-like. NCBI's taxonomy places the organism in Eukaryota, Metazoa, Arthropoda, Insecta, Hemiptera, Cicadellidae. The record is from RefSeq and is a predicted model, not a curated record. Gene Ontology annotation, molecular function: inward rectifier potassium channel activity. Gene Ontology annotation, biological process: potassium ion transmembrane transport; membrane repolarization during action potential. The transcript has 30 exons. Gene Ontology annotation, cellular component: membrane. Bases 1 to 4050 code for a protein of 1349 amino acids.